Messenger RNA from Branchiostoma belcheri (Belcher's lancelet), 3823 nucleotides. RefSeq names its product GATA-binding factor 2-like. Gene Ontology annotation, biological process: cell fate commitment; positive regulation of transcription by RNA polymerase II; negative regulation of transcription by RNA polymerase II. Gene Ontology annotation, molecular function: DNA-binding transcription factor activity, RNA polymerase II-specific; zinc ion binding; RNA polymerase II cis-regulatory region sequence-specific DNA binding. NCBI's taxonomy places the organism in Eukaryota, Metazoa, Chordata, Leptocardii, Amphioxiformes, Branchiostomatidae. The coding region runs from base 509 to 2029 and encodes 506 amino acids. The transcript is spliced from 7 exons. Gene Ontology annotation, cellular component: nucleus. The record is from RefSeq and is a predicted model, not a curated record.
GCUAAUGCUAAUUUCUGGCUUUUCUUUUGAGUGACAGGAGGAGUUGAUGAAUUGCCUGUUUACUUUUCUGGCCAAUCGGGGCGGGGCUGUCAGGGGGCCCGCCGCCGUAACGUCAAAAUCAACAAUCUAAUAGGGCUCAUGAUUGGUCAUUAGUAGGCGCGACGCGCCGUGCCUGUCUAUAGCUCUGAGCCGACUGGCGCCAACAUUGCGGGAGAAUGUGCCGAAAAAGAAGUUUGCAACAAACGCCUUCUUGUUUGCUGGUCACACACGAGGUCGCAGCACCAGCGCGCGCACGGUCCCGCCAGCAGCGAUACUUGGUGCCAGCCUCCUUCGGAGAGUGAUCGCAGCCCCGCCGAGGCGACGCCGCACGAGCCCCGGUGCCCAUAUCCGCGCUGCUCUGCACUGACUGAGAUUGAACGUUGCGGACCUGGAUCUCGAUCUGGCCUUCGCACGAGGGUCGAGCCUGGGGUCACUCACCGGACGGUGCCAGUUCCCGCCUCGGGGAGUCAUGGAGGUAGCCAGUGAGCAGCCGCGCUGGAUGCACCCGAUGCAGACCCACGACGCGCACGGCUCGGCCGCCGAGAGGAUGCACGCCGCACACGCGGGCUUCGUCGAGCCCUCGCAGCUCCUGCCACCCGAGGACAUCGACGUGUUCUUCCACCACCUGGACGCCCAGGGCAACCCGGUGAACCAGGCGGGCUACUACGCCUCGUCCGCCGCCCGAGCCGCCGCCGUGUACCGCCCACCUCACGCGCCCGUGGCGGGGAGUCAGGUCUGCCGGCCGCACUUCCACACGCCGACGGCCAUGCAGUGGAUCGAGAGUACCAAAAAAGUGACGCUGAUGCACCCGGGGCACAGUGGGCACACGGCCUGGUGCACCAACCCCUUCACCAAGUCCGUGCACCACCCCAGCGCCUCCGGUCCCAUCACCGUGCACCCCGCGUCGUCCCUGGCCUCCACCGCCUCCAGCGCCCACACGUCCCCUUCCAUCUUCAACUUCCCGCCGACGCCUCCCAAGGAGAACACCCCGGACAACGUGACCAGCAGCAGUGGCAGCGGCGCCGCCGCCGCCCUCUCCGGCUCGGGGGCUACCGCCGACGACAAGCUCAAGGCGGCGAGCAACAAUCACUACAGCAUGGCUAAUUCCAUGACACCGUCCUUCUCUUCUCCGUCAGUAGUGUCGCAGCCGCAGGCCCACCACCCCGUCCCAACCUACCCGGCCUACGUCAGCUCGGACUUCGCCUCCGGACUAGGCUUCCACCCCGGCGUGCUCAGCACCCACAACCCCCUCCCGCCCACCUCCGUCGCCAAGCCGAAGACGAAACGCUCCAGUACCGGACGACAGCGCACAUAUUGCUGCCCUACCGUGACUGCUCAACCGCCAGUCCCCGGCCAUUUCGACAGCCCCGAGCCCGCCGAAGGUCGGGAGUGCGUGAACUGUGGGGCGACCUCGACGCCGCUGUGGCGACGUGACGGCACCGGCCACUACCUGUGCAAUGCCUGUGGUCUCUACCACAAGAUGAACGGCCAGAACCGACCCCUCAUCAAGCCCAAGCGGAGACUGUCCGCUGCACGAAGAGCUGGCACGCAGUGUGCGAACUGCAAGACCACCACCACCACCCUGUGGCGAAGGAACCAGAACGGCGACCCUGUGUGCAACGCCUGUGGACUUUACUACAAGCUGCACGCGGUGAACAGACCCCUGACCAUGAAGAAGGAUGGGAUCCAGACGCGCAACAGGAAAGUCUCCAACAAGUCCAAGAAGAAGGGGAAGCAGGACGAGCUCAGCCUCAUGAAGUCGGACGACAAGCUCACCGCCUUCACCUCCAUGCCGGUAAACUCCCCGCCCUUCUCCGACUGCGGCGCCAGCCUGAGCGCCACCAUGCCUCACAUGAGCUACGUCCCCUCCAACUACACCAACCAUCACAUGAUGUCCCACCCUGCCUCCCACAUGCACCCCAGCUCCGGCCUGUCCCUGGGCCACCACCCCCUCCACACGUCCUCCAGUAUAGUGGGCGCACUGGCGUAAGGAGCUACCGCUCCCCUACAUAUACCUCAUAUCCCUGCAGUGAAAAACUCUAAACUUUACCAAAUGAGGGUCGUGCUGCCGCAUGCAUCUGAGUUUCGCAGCCCGCCUCGGGGGCGAACUGUGGAACUCAGACGGGCUGCGGCACGAUUUGAGAAACCAAAAAUCCACUUGCACGUCCCCCCUUCGUGAUGUUGGACUCGAUGAUGAUAUAUUUCCCCUUUACCAUGUUGCAUUAUGAUGAAAGCGGCUGAAUUAUAUUGCCAUGCAGUGUAAAGCCAACCGAACCAAUGAUGACCCUUGAAGAGAGAGAGUCAGGACAGAAAGUUUUGUAGUGUUAGUAGUUCCGAAUGUUGUUGGCUCAUGCGUGAAAUACACCCACCUUUUACCAACCGAUGCCUCCAGCUUUUCUUGAGCUCUCAGGCAGCUUCUUCAUGUAAACUCUCAUUCCAUUUCUGUGGAGAAACAAAAGAGUGAUUUCAGGAAUAUUUCUUGUUGUAGUAGAGGCACCAUCAUGUGGUGCCGAACACGGCAUAGUUUCUGCAAGCAUGAUAGCAAAAUCUGAAUCCAGAUAUUUGGUACAGAAAACUUACAUGUAGAUCCCACAGUGAUAAAAUUUGGUUUGGUUGGGCAUGAGAUUUUAGGUGUACCAUCCACUGAUGGGCCCACAUUUCCACCGUGUACCAUUCCAUGUUAUUCCAUGACAUUCCCGGGAUAGCCAUAUUUGUAACUGGACCGAAGCGUCCUGUAUAUGUAUGAAAAGUUCCCCCAUUUAUUCUGCACGUAUAGUGGUUGCUGUACAUGACGACUUAUUGUUGCUGUGAGCAUGAUGAUGAUGAUGUCUUGUAAUGUCUUGACGAUUUCAAAGUGCAGAAACUGUAGAUAUUAGUACCUAGGAUACCUUGUACAGACAGAGAGGGGCUUCUUAUUAACAAGCCCAGAUGUCAGAGUAGGCCACUGAAGUAUAAUAUUGAUGUCUGGGUUGAAUUGUGUUACAGAAUCUCGAAGCAUGCCUAGUUAGAUUGUUGUCUCUCCGUGAGGAGAGUUUUCUUGUGUUGUGAAAAAAAGAUAUCUUUGUAAUCAUUGUAUAGAACACUUACAUUGUUAUUUAUGCUGUAUUUAGAGAAAAGGGUUAGGUAACGAACGUGUGUCGUAGAAACUAAGGUCACAGAAAAAUUGUUAAGAGUAAUAGUUAUUCCCUCACGAAGGUAUAUUUUUGUAUUUUCCUUUUUGAUUCAUCAUUCUAUUGCUAAGUUGCUGUAUGCAGUGUUUGGUGCAUUCCUGUUUGAAUCUUUAAAAAACGAAAUAUCAGAAAUUAUACAGGAGUCAGUGAAAAGAGUAUAGCAAAGUGAGAAACAUUUUCUCGAGAAAGAGAACCCAGGGAAGUUGUUGGUAAAGACAACCGUGUGUUACUUCUGCAAGACAGUAUUCUGUCUUGUCUUCUUCAAUGUAAAUAGUAGUGUCUAAACGCAGCACGAUUGUAGCCAUGAAGUCGUACUUUAUUUAGUUCACCUUUGUUUUGGUUUUGUUCACUUGUUCUUCCAACAUGCUGUGCAAUAUAUCCAGUAUUUUGACUAUCACAGAAAAAAAAACAAGCAGGAGUUGAAGUCAGGUUUUUUUAAAAGGUGUACUUAACCUGCACCAGAGUUCAUAGCCAUAUGUAUUGUAUCCCCUACCUUGUCCCAAUGAUACCAACUAAAUUAUUUAAAUGUCUUGUAUGUACAAUGCCUAUUUGUACAUGUAUGGAAGAAAUUGUGACUCAAUAAAGGCUGCUGGUUAAGCUGUAUACAGACAGAA